Molecule: messenger RNA, 2157 nt
Organism: Drosophila arizonae
Lineage: Eukaryota; Metazoa; Arthropoda; Insecta; Diptera; Drosophilidae
Gene: RhoU
Product: ras homolog family member U
Biological process (GO): small GTPase-mediated signal transduction
Molecular function (GO): GTP binding; GTPase activity
Source: RefSeq, a predicted model, not a curated record
GACGAACGCCAGCUGAAACUGUAAAUUGCUGCAGCAGCAGUCGACUGUGUGUGUUGGUGGGUCGAGUUUGGCCAACUAUCAUUGUCUUUGGCAUUGGGCAACAUUUUAAUUGAAAAAGUUUUUGUCUGGUCUGAGGCAAAACGUCACACAAAUAUGACUGUCAAAUUGGCCAAACUCUUUGGCAGCGGCAGCAGCAACAAAUCGAAGACAAACAGCGGCAGCGGCAGCGGCAGCGGCAGCAAUGCGUCCAAUACGUUGCCCCUAAAUGGCCACGGACAUGUCCAUGGCCAUGGCCAAAAUAUGCAGCUACCGGCACCGUCACUGCCAAUGCCAGCCAAUGGGAAUGCGAAGCUGAUUAAAUAUUGCGAUCAUCAACAUGAUCGCCAGCGGCCGGCGGCAAUGACCAUUUACGGGCAUGCCUAUGAAUGCAAUCAGAUGGAAGUGGAGCUGGAGAAUGACUACGAUGACAACAUGUCACUGAGCUCGGCCUACAUGCAGCGCAAUCAUCCCUACAACAAUUCGCAGCGUCCGCUGUUGGGCGAGCGGCGUCCCCAGCUGCAGCUGACCAAGGCCGCUGGCAAGAAGAAGACGGGGACGGGCUCGCCCAUGGCCGGUAUACCGCUGCCGGCGCCACCUCUGCCGGCGCCACCUCUGCCGCCGCAGCGCAACAUCAAUGGCGCCAGCGCCAGCGACGCUUACGUCUCUCCGUAUGUGCAGCAACAGAAGCGAGAUAGCGCCAAGGGAUUGCACGGCUUUAACGACUUUGAUGCGCUCUCCCAGCAGUACAAUCAGCAUCUGCAGAGUCCGCACAUUGGCUAUCCGUACGGCAGUCCGCCGUCGCCGACGGCUCAGUCGAGUGACUUCUGCUUUGAUGGGGAGCGCGAGAAAUCCUUUAAGCCCGUCUCAUCCACCAGCAGCUCGACGGCCACAACCAAAUCGAAUUGUAGCUCCAGUUCGGCUGCAAAUGGCUCACCGCCGACCAAUGCCUGCUAUCAUCCGUCGGAUUCUGGCAAUUAUCUGGACGCACAGCACACGGCGACGGUACAGCUGAUGCUGCACUCGUCACGUUUCGAGGAUGAUUUCUGUACGCGGCGUAAUGUUGAUUUUUUGACCGACACCGAGCGGUCGGGCCUGAAUUCGAAUACGAAUUUGAAUCCUCAUCCACAGCCAGUGGGGGGCCCAACAACGGGUCCCUUCAUAUUUGGCAUCUCACAUGAGCAGCAGCAAACGGAUUAUGGCCACCGCAGCAGUUGCAGCAUCGACAGCAUCACCAAAACUAACAUCAAGAGCAACAUCAGCAACAGCAACAGCAGCAACAGCAGCAGCAACAGGACCAGCAGCAACAACAACAAUCUCUAUCAGCCUGUGAUAAAUGCCACGCCCAUUAAAGAACACAAUGCACUGCAACAAUCGCUGAGCGAUACGAGUGCGGACAGCGGCAAAGGUGCAAAGUUUUUAUUGCGGAAACGCAAAUCGAAGAAGACAACGGAAAGUCCGAGCGUUGCGCUGGCAGCGGCAGCGGCUGCGAAUGGCGAGCACAAAGCUAAACGUGGCACACAGCCGUCAGUCAAAUGCGUGCUGGUUGGCGAUGGGGCUGUUGGCAAAACCAAUUUGAUCUUGUCAUAUCUGGAGAACCGAUUCAAUCCGGAGCAUGUGCCGACGGCAUCAGAUAUUUAUAACGUCGAAGUCAAUGUGAACGAGAGUCCAGUGCACUUGACACUCUGUGAUACCGCCGGCCAGGAUACGCUGGAUCCGUUGCGCGAGCUGAGCUAUCCCGACAGCGAUGUCUUUCUGCUGUGCUUCUCGGUGGUCAAGCCCGAAACGUUCGGGGCCAUCAAAUCGAAAUGGGCUCCCAAAUUUGCCAAAACAAAGGCGGCGCUCAUUUUGGUUGGCACCCAGGCCGACCUGAGGAGCGAUUUGAAUGUGUUGAAUAAAUCGCAGACAAAUGGCGAGAAACCAAUUUCAUAUGCAGACGCCUGGGAUUUGGCAACAACAAUUGGUGCCAAAUACAUCGAGACUUCCUCAGCCACACAGGAUAAAGUCAAAGACGUUUUUGAUACAGCCAUCUGGGAGGGCUUGGUGCCCACAACAUUGCCGCCCACGCCGCCCUUCUGGAAGAAGCUCUUUUGCCUUGCCUAAUGGGAGAGUGAGAGCUAC